Chlorocebus sabaeus (green monkey) is the source of this 1886-nucleotide messenger RNA. NCBI's taxonomy places the organism in Eukaryota, Metazoa, Chordata, Mammalia, Primates, Cercopithecidae. The record is from RefSeq and is a predicted model, not a curated record.
ACCAGAUCCCAGAAGCUGAACAGCUCGACCUUCUCUGCACAGCGGCUGUGGAACUUGGGCUCGGAAAAGGGGAGUGAUUUCUGCAAAGGCUCGUUAAGUUAGCAAGACAAUAUACCCACUUCAAGAGUACUCUCCUGUCAACAUGUAUUGGAAAUUUUUAAUUUAGAGGGCAUUACAUUGGCAAUUUUGAUGAUCGAAAGAUAAGUUUUUCUUUAUUCCAUGGAUGUAUAAUCCAUCAGAAAACAUAUACUUGACUAAAAUUUGCAAACAUGGGGAGUGAUUAGUAGAGAGGGAAAGCAGGUACCAUGCUGUGGCAAAACGAGGAAGGGCCAUGAGAGAUGGGCAUGUGUGGGGAGGCAGCAAUGAUGUGGAGAGCCUGCCAGAGAGCAUGUGCAGUGGACACAGGGUGAACGGAGGUUCCCAGGUGGAUUGUUGGAGCCUAAGGGGGAAGUUUAGAUAAGAGUUUUCCUGGGAGAACUAUGGUACUCUAUGAGGAGGACAUGAGUGAGUAGAUUCUAGACUGCUGAUGUUACAAUCUUUCCAAAUCAUUGAAAAACUGAGGUGUCACAUCAAUCUUCAGCCAAUGACACACAGCCAAGAGUGGUAUUAAAAGUGAUUUAAUCAGGGCAGAGCAAGAAACAUGCAUUUCUUUUCACUUGAUUCCUCAGAUGAACCCUGAGCAGCUGAAGACCAGAAAAGCCACUAAGACUUUCUGCUUAAUUCAGGGGCUUAGAGGAUUCUUCAAAGAGUGUGAAAGCUUCAGAGUAUAUAUUUGCAUAUUUGUAUGUGUUUUCAUGUUGUACGUAGGUUUUGAGACGUAACACGAAGAAAAGAAGCGUAGAGAAAGGCUCCACUUAAAGGAUGUGGAAGAAGUCAACUUUACCUUAUUCCCUGGAAGAUAUGUAGGGAUCAUCAAAGCAUCCCAUGAUCUCAAAUUCAGGGAAAAAGAAAGAAAAGAGAGGCUCUCAGUUCUGAAGGAGAAUGAAAUGACAAAUAUUUGUCAUUAAACUGGGCUUCAUUCCUAUUUAAUCAAAGCACUGAAUCAGCUGUUUUGUCUCUAGGUCCAGCAUCCUUUGAAGCAUGAGUUCUUACCAGGAGAAGCAGACCUUUACCCCACCACCUCAGCUUCAACAGCAGCAGGUGAAACAACCCAGCCAGCCUCCACCUCAGGAACCAUUUGUUCCCAUAACCAAGGAGCCAUGCCACCCAAAAGUUCCACAACCUGGAACCGCAAAGAUUCCAGAGCCAGAUUGCACCAAGGUCCCUAAGCCAGGCUACACCAAGGUCCCUGAGCCAGGCAGCACCAAGGUCCCUGAGCCAGGCUGCACCAAGGUCCCUGAGCCAGGCAGCACCAAGGUCCCUGAGCCAGGCUGCACCAAGGUCCCUGAGCCAGGCAGCACCAAGGUCCCUGACAAAGGCUGCAUCAACUUUCCUGAGCCAGGCGCCAUUAAAAUCCCUGAGCAAGGUUACACCAAAGUUCCUGAGCCAGGCUACACAACGGUACCAGAGCCGCAUCCAGUCACUCCAGGCCCAGCUCAGCAGAAGACCAAGCAGAAGUAAUUUGGUGCACAGACAAGCCUUUGAGAAGCCGACCACCAGAUGCUGGACACCCUCUUCCCACCUGCUUCUGUGUCUUCAUUGUCAGUAGACCUUGUAAUCAGUACAUUGUCACCCCGAGUCAUAGUCUCUCUCUUAUUUGUACCCUAAAAAUAUGUACUAUGAAGCUUUUGCUUGCACACACUCUGAAGAAUCCUGUAAGCCCCUGAAUUAAGCAGAAAGUAUUAGUGGCUUUUCUGGUCUUCAGCUGCUCAGGGUUCAUUUGAAGAUUCGAAUGAAAAGAAAUGCAUGUUUCCUGCUCUGCCCUCAUUAAAUCGCUUUUAAUUCCA